Leopardus geoffroyi (Geoffroy's cat) is the source of this 3439-nucleotide messenger RNA. RefSeq names its product hypocretin receptor 2 (gene HCRTR2). Gene Ontology annotation, molecular function: orexin receptor activity. Gene Ontology annotation, cellular component: membrane. The record is from RefSeq and is a predicted model, not a curated record. Gene Ontology annotation, biological process: G protein-coupled receptor signaling pathway; circadian sleep/wake cycle process; feeding behavior. Lineage: Eukaryota; Metazoa; Chordata; Mammalia; Carnivora; Felidae. The transcript has 8 exons. The coding region runs from base 337 to 1668 and encodes 443 amino acids.
GGGCUGCGGACUCAGUGUUGGAAUGAGGAGUAAUUGAGCCUGAGCCGAGCCCGAGGUAGCUGUCUCCUCCCGGUGUCAUUGCUGCAGCCUCCAGUGCCGGGUCCCCAGUUCCUCAGCCGCCUCUCUUCAAAAUCGUCUGCAAAGACAGCGAAGCCGCCGCAGAAGUUGCCGGGCACAAGACUCCGGAGGCAUUGGCUCAGUAACUUUUCACGUCAUUUUCUGCUCCGAAGCCCCUUCUCGCGUCUCCGCGCCGCCUUUCCCACCGCAAAUCACAGGGCUCAUGGGGCAGGGGAAGAGCGGCUUGCGGCACUGAGCGGAACCGGACUCGAGCCCGUGAUGUCCGGUACCAAACUGGAGGACUCCCCCCCUUGUCGCAACUGGUCAUCUGCUUCGGAGCUGAAUGAAACUCAAGAGCCUUUUUUAAACCCCACCGACUAUGACGACGAGGAAUUCCUGCGGUACCUGUGGAGGGAAUACCUACACCCGAAAGAAUAUGAGUGGGUCCUGAUCGCCGGCUACAUCAUCGUGUUCGUGGUGGCUCUCAUUGGGAACGUCCUGGUUUGUGUGGCAGUGUGGAAAAACCACCACAUGAGGACAGUAACCAACUACUUCAUAGUCAACCUUUCUCUGGCUGAUGUGCUCGUGACCAUUACCUGCCUCCCAGCCACAUUGGUGGUGGAUAUCACCGAGACCUGGUUCUUUGGACAGUCCCUCUGUAAAGUUAUUCCUUAUUUACAGACCGUGUCAGUGUCUGUGUCUGUUCUCACACUGAGCUGCAUUGCCUUGGAUCGAUGGUAUGCAAUCUGUCACCCUUUGAUGUUUAAGAGCACAGCCAAGAGGGCCAGGAAUAGCAUUGUCAUCAUCUGGAUUGUCUCCUGCAUUAUAAUGAUUCCUCAGGCCAUAGUCAUGGAAUGCAGCACCAUGCUCCCUGGCUUAGCCAAUAAAACCACUCUCUUUACUGUGUGUGAUGAGCGCUGGGGAGGUGAAAUUUACCCCAAGAUGUAUCACAUCUGUUUCUUCCUGGUCACAUAUAUGGCACCACUGUGCCUUAUGGUGUUGGCCUAUCUGCAAAUAUUUCGUAAACUCUGGUGUCGACAGAUCCCUGGAACAUCAUCUGUAGUUCAGAGAAAAUGGAAGCCCCUGCAGCCUACUUCACAGCCUCGAGGGUCGGGACAGCAGACCAAGUCCAGGAUUAGUGCUGUGGCCGCUGAAAUAAAGCAGAUCCGAGCCAGACGGAAAACAGCCCGGAUGCUAAUGGUUGUGCUUUUGGUGUUUGCAAUUUGCUAUCUACCGAUUAGCAUCCUUAACGUGCUAAAGAGAGUAUUUGGGAUGUUUACCCACACAGAAGACAGAGAGACUGUAUAUGCCUGGUUUACAUUUUCACACUGGCUUGUAUAUGCCAAUAGUGCUGCGAACCCAAUUAUUUACAAUUUUCUCAGUGGAAAGUUUCGAGAGGAAUUUAAAGCUGCAUUUUCUUGCUGUUGCCUUGGAGUUCACCAUCGCCAGGAGGACCGGCUCACCCGGGGCCGGACCAGCACAGAGAGCCGGAAGUCUUUGACCACCCAGAUCAGCAACUUUGACAACAUAUCAAAACUCUCCGAGCAAGUUGUCCUCACCAGCAUAAGCACACUCCCAACAGCCAAUGGAGCGGGGCCACUUCAAAACUGAUCUGCUGAAUCAGAAACUUUGGAGGUGGCAGCCAGAAAUCUGCGUGUUAACAAGCCCUACAGGUGAUUCUGAAACACCUUAACAUUUGAGAACCACUGCUCCAAUUCCCACCCGACACCUGCUAAAUAGCCCACGUGAAGUAUUUUACUGCGCAGCUGUCUACAACGGGCACGAUCGUCAUCACUACUGUCAGCCUGGCCAAAGGUCUGAAAGAAGAGGUUGAGUAUCAAUGAUGAAUGUCACUCACUGUCAUCCUACUCAAAUAGUGGUUUACAAAACAGUGGCCCCUGUGUUAUAAGCGCAGGGUCAAAGAAGGCUGGUUUUAAAGCACUUGUGUACUUUAUGGAUACCUGGAUGACUUGAGUUCCUAACUAAAACUUUUUAAAUCUCCACCGUCACUUACACUUACUAAAGGCUAAGUUUUGUGGAAGCAGACUAUUUCUAAGAAUGAUCAUUGCCUGGAAGGAAAACAAGCAAAAAACCACCAGUACCUACCAGAAACCGUGGUAAUGGAGUAGCUGACUGUGCAGGUUGCUUCCAAUGUGUUGAUACAGGAAUCCUUCUAAGAGGUCUGGAUUUAGAGUGGUUACCUUACUAGGACAAAUGGUAAAGAAAGAGGUGUUCCCCAAACCUGCCGAUCUUAUGGAACAAAGGGUCAACUACUCACCUCAUUAUGUGCUAAAUAACACAAAUGAGAGACUUCUUAUGAAAAGAAUGUGUUGCAACUGUUUUAUGCUAUACAUAGACUAUCGCUCUUUUUUGCUGUGUUUCAAGAUUUCAUGUAAAAUGUCAUUAGUGUUACUGAAAUUUUGUUAUCAACAAGGAUGUGAUGAUUUUAUCUAGCACAGAAUGCAUUUGAACUUCAUUAUUUCUGAAUUUCUACAAACCCAUGAUAUUUGAUAUUUGAAUUCGUUCAUUCUUGGGAAGGGACAGCUCCCAGUUUCUGAGGAAAAUGAUGUAUGUUCUCCAAGUCUUAGAGUGUUUCUUGGAUAUGAAAUGUUACAAACUAUUGAUGAGUAAAUUGCAAAAGUGUUAGGCAUAAUGAUAUUGAAUUUCACUCCCAGUGUACAUUAUUUUAGCAAAGAUACAGCUAAAUAUGCUUAUAAAAUGUAGCCUGAAUAUACAUAAGCCUGAAAUAUCAGAAUGACAAACACCCAAACAUGCUUGUGGACACAGAUUGUGAGGAGGGCUAUCAUUGUUUUAAUACCAGUGUAAUAAUAAUAGAAUCUUUCACACUUGAUAUAAAUCACAAUCAUAAUCAACUGCAUUUCAAAACAAAUCUGGUUAGUCAUUGCAAUUUAGAAAGUUUUUCAAUUCCAGUUAAUUUUACAACAACUUUUCUACUUUCUACAAGUUGCAAGUCAAAAAAAGGAAAUUCCAUUAGUUAUGUACAAUUAGUUUUCAAAUGGCAUGAAGCAAAAUAAUUGACUUUUUAGAGAUAAUAUGUAAACAAAAAAUACUGUUAAAGCCUAUUCUACUACUUUAUGUACCUCAGAAAAUGAAGUGCAAAGGCAUGGAAAACACUGUUAUCUUCCCAAAUUCAAAGAGGAUUGUUUUCUAGAAUACUGCUGCAAUUAAAGUGGGAGCAAAAAAACUCCCUCCCAUUUGCCACGUAUUUCUAUUCUCUUAAAUUUUCUUUCUCAGCUUUGGGGUUAGAAUGUCUUUAAAGUUUUUCAUGAAAUGUAUUUCUAUAACUGUUGUAUCCCAUGUGUGUGAAAUCAUGUCACUUGUUUAACAAUUAUCUUAUACAUUUAAAGUUCUUUAUGUCUGA